UAUAGUACACUCACUAUUGUUGGCAGCUCUGCGGGCCAGGGAGGGGGUGAGGAUGACACCUGGACUGACAGAAUAAAGGGCCCCAGCCCCUACCCAAAGUGUUACCCUCUGCUGUGUUGUUCCUCCUGUGGCUCCUGUGCUUAGUUGUGCAUCUCUGUUCUCACAAUGGCGCCCAAGAAGAAGGAAGAGCCCAAAGAAGCACCCAAACCCAAGGCCCCAGAGCCUGAGCCCGUCAAGAUCCCGGAGUUUAACCCUGCAGAAGUUGUGCUUGAAUUCACCCCCGAGCAAAUUGAAGAUUUCAAGGAUGCUUUCCAGCUGUUCGACAGGACACCACUCAAUGAGAUGAAGAUCACGUACGGACAGUGUGGUGAUGUGAUCAGGGCACUGGGGCAGAACCCCACCAACGCAGAAAUCAUGUACGUCCUUGGAAAGCCCAAGCCUGAAGAAAUGGCGACAAAGAUGCUGGACUUCGACAGCUUCCUGCCAAUCCACCAACACAUUUGCAAAGCCAAGGACCGCGGCACAUAUGAGGACUUUGUUGAGGGACUGAGGGUGUUCGACAAACUGGGCGAUGGCACAGUCAUGGGCGCUGAGCUCAGGCACGUCCUGGCAUCACUGGGUGAAAAGAUGAAGGAGGAUGAGGUUGAGCAGCUCAUGACAAACCAGGAGGACGCCAACGGCUGUGUAAACUACGAAGCUUUUGUAAAACACGUCAUGGCAUCUUAAAAAGGCUGCCACUGCCGAGACACCUGAUAGUUGAAGACAGAUGAUUGUUCAUAUGUUUAUGUAACGUCCACACCAUGCCUCUCAUCUCAUGUGUUCAUCCCUAUGUGCCCAGUUGGAUUGCUAUUCCAUCAUGUGACAGGACCGUUCAACUAACUGUUCAUUGUUUUUAUCGUUCCCCUUCAUGUUGACUCAAAUAACAAAUGUUAUUGUAUAUCCCCACUGUUCAUUUGUGGAUCAAAACUUGUAAUUAAACAUAAUGAUUCAUUA
This is a messenger RNA of Oncorhynchus mykiss (rainbow trout), 993 nucleotides long. RefSeq names its product myosin light chain 3. Gene Ontology annotation, molecular function: calcium ion binding. The record is from RefSeq and is a predicted model, not a curated record. Gene Ontology annotation, cellular component: myosin II complex. NCBI's taxonomy places the organism in Eukaryota, Metazoa, Chordata, Actinopteri, Salmoniformes, Salmonidae.